Ixodes scapularis (black-legged tick) is the source of this 667-nucleotide messenger RNA. Its product is annotated as FAST kinase domain-containing protein 1, mitochondrial. The coding region runs from base 1 to 612 and encodes 203 amino acids. The transcript is spliced from 6 exons. The record is from RefSeq and is a predicted model, not a curated record. NCBI's taxonomy places the organism in Eukaryota, Metazoa, Arthropoda, Arachnida, Ixodida, Ixodidae.
AUGGCUGGGUGCAAACCCAUAUAUGUAGAGAGCAAGCACGAGCGGGUACCGGGGCGCCAACUACGGGAGCUUCUCGGCACGCUGAAUCGGGUGGCCUGCCUCGACUUUCCAGAGGAGCGUGUGCCGUGGUUUCAUGGACAGUACUACCGAACAAGGGCUCGUAGUGCAAUCAAGCGACUGCUCCCACUGCACAGCGAGGUACUGGACUGUCUCGUCAGUGUGCUUCAGGGAAGGCAGUUUGUGCACUGUCACGCCUUCACCCCCUACAACUACUACCUCCACUUUGAGUGCAUCCUCGACCCCUCCAGACGUCCUGUCGCAUUUGUGAAUGAGGGAAAGCCUUUGGGGGAUCAGCCCCUCUUAUCAAAGGACUUGGUCUCAUACUCCCUUCCAUCCGGGCACCAAAGGGUGGCUGUCAUUGUCCUCUGGGAGACAAACUUUUGUGAGAACUUCCCCCAAUUGACCGGCUACCAACUGCUGAAGAACAGGCACCUUGAAAUUCUGGGCUACAAGCUGGUAUUGGUGCCCUUCUUCGAGUGGAAUUCAAUGAAGCUGUCGGAGCGGAAAACCAAAGAAGAAUUCUUGCACGCCAAGAUCUUUGGUCCAAGCUAGUAUAGUUGUUAUAUUUAUUGAAAGAAAUAGUUGUAUAAAGAGUUUUACAAAUUGU